This is a messenger RNA of Raphanus sativus (radish), 1422 nucleotides long. RefSeq lists its product as uncharacterized. Lineage: Eukaryota; Viridiplantae; Streptophyta; Magnoliopsida; Brassicales; Brassicaceae. The record is from RefSeq and is a predicted model, not a curated record. The transcript has 8 exons. Bases 349 to 1062 code for a protein of 237 amino acids.
GUGCUUCUGCAAAAUAAAGACAAAAGAACCAAACAAAAACCAACACUUGCUACCACCACUUCACUCUCUCUCUCUCUCUCUCUCUCUCUCUCCCCCCUUCCUCGACUUUCUUCCAUCGGAGUUUUCAAUUUGAUCUCAUUCGCCCUUCAUCGUCUCUCAAUAAUCAAUUCAGCUGCUCUCCGGAGCAUCUCAGGCGGUGUUUCCAACGUAUUUGCAGCGUCUCUCUCUCUCUUUGUCACCUCCAUCUCUAAUUGUGACACCACCGGUGCGGAUUAGGGCACUCUUCGAUCUGAUUUUUUUUUUGAAUAGCUAAUCAGAUUCAUUUAAUAUUCCCCCCUCCUCCCACGGAUGAUUCCAAUGGAUAACCACUCUGUUCCGCCGAGCACCAUCACCACCACCGGUCUUGUUUUUCCGGCUAAUUACGGCAUCAAACCUGAAGCUGCUUUGGUCAUGGAUUGGUCCCUUGAGGAGCAGUAUGUUUUGGAGAACGGCCUUGCAAAAUUAAAAGAUGAAUCGAAAGUUUCGACGUAUGUGAAGAUCGCUGCAGCUCUGCCUGAUAAAACUGUAAGGGAUGUAGCAUUGAGGUGUAGAUGGAUGGCGCGAAAACGAAGAAAAAGAGCAGAAACUAGUGCUGGGAACCACAUCAGCAGUAGAAAGGUGGUGGAUACAUCCCCAGAACUGAACAUGGUAGCCAAUGUGCCACAACAAAAUGCUUUAUAUGUCACGAACAAUAUGUGCCACACUACACAUAUGCCUUUUGAAGGUCUAAGUGACGCAGUAAUGGAUCUCCUACAGCAAAACGCUCAAGCUUUUAGUCAAAUUUCCUACAACCUCUCUGCGUACAAGUUGCAGGAUAACAUCAGCCUCCUUUAUCAGGCAAGAAAUAACAUCAACGCCAUUCUGACUGACAUGAAGGAGAUGCCGGGUAUCAUGAGUCGGAUGCUGCCUCUACCUGUUGCAAUUAACGAUGAUCUUGCCAGCCGUUUAUUUUCGAGUACAUCACAGCCAAGAUCAUACACCAUUCAACCAAGUAUUCACCUAAAGCAGGAGCCGAGAAUCUGAUGGGGGAAAGCUGGAUUUUGACGGAUGCUGAAGAAAAUAGCACAAGUACAUGGUACGUGGAAGUGUUUUCGUGAUCAAUAUGACACAGACACACAAGGGUUUAUCAACUGCAGACACCACUCCAGGACACACACGAGACUUGACAACCGGCACUCGCAGAAUACAUGUGCGUUCCGGUAAUUUGUCUGAGAAGAACGAACUACAGACCGCAUAAGGCCAAGGUAAAAACUCUUUGGCCUUCACUAGAACAUAUGGUUCCUUGAAAUUCAUAAAAAUGUUCUGGCAUGUGUUGAUGGAACUCCAAAGCCCUUUGCUGUAAUCAUGUUGAUGCUUAAAUUAGUAUAAAGAACAGUUCUCUUA